Anguilla anguilla (European eel) is the source of this 5046-nucleotide messenger RNA. It is a transcript of the gene slc44a1a, whose product is annotated as solute carrier family 44 member 1a. Gene Ontology annotation, biological process: transmembrane transport. Gene Ontology annotation, molecular function: transmembrane transporter activity. Lineage: Eukaryota; Metazoa; Chordata; Actinopteri; Anguilliformes; Anguillidae. The coding region runs from base 457 to 2412 and encodes 651 amino acids. Gene Ontology annotation, cellular component: membrane. The transcript has 16 exons. The record is from RefSeq and is a predicted model, not a curated record.
GGACUACAGAAGUCGGCGACAGAGAGCACGCGCCGCGCAAACUGACUGAACUUUAUUCCAUCUGGAUAGGAUGUGGAAAAUAAUUCUAAUACAUCCACAUAAUAUCUGGCCAAUGGACCUGCCCAAACAUUCGCGCUAAUGUGACGCUUGCGACUACGUAGGCAGCGAGUGGCUCAAAUAUUCGUGUUCCGGCUACACCUGAAUCCGCCAGGAAGUGUGGCGCGAUAAAUCCUAAAAAAGUAUCCGCGUCUCCCGGAGCGACUGUACUAGCGAAGACAUGGGAAUUUGCAUUUUCUGGUUUGGGUGUGGGCCGGUUGUAUGACUUUUUCUGGUUUUCGAAUCGUAUCAAGCGACCGCUCGCCAGUUUAGGCAGGUUAAAGAGAGACCGUCAACUCUCCGCAAGUUUGGGUCGUUUUUUUUCGCCAAGUUGUUCCCGAUCUCAAGUAUUUGUAAGCAAUGGGAUGCGGCGGUAGCACGGAGAAGGGAAAGCGGGAGUGGAAACCGUUGGAAGAUCGAUGCUGUACAGACAUUCCAUGGCUCAUAAUAUUCAUCGCCUUCUGCAUCGGCAUGGGGUGCAUCUGCGGCUUCGCCAUCGCCACGGGGGCGGCGUCCCGGCUCAUCUCGGGGUACGACAGCUACGGGAACACCUGCGGCCAGAAGAACGCCCCCAUCGAGGGCAUCGAGCUCAGCGGCAGGGACCAGACCAGCAAGAAAUACGUCUUCUUCCUGGACCCCUGCAACAUCGACUUUGUGAAUCGGAAGAUUAAGUCCAUGGCGCUGUGUGUGGCUCAGUGUCCCGGGGAGGAGCUGAAGUCGUACGACGACAUUCGCAAGUUCGCCACGACAAACGGAUCGGAACUCUGCUCCUACGAUGUGCCAGUGAACAAAUACACCAGUCACUCGGAGAGAACCACCAAAUGCCCCCAGCUCCCGGUGCUCCCCAGUCAGUCUCUCCCAGUGUUUCACCGCUGCACCCCCAUGAACAUCACCUGCUACGCCAAAUUCGUUGAGGCCCUCAUUACCUUCGUUAGCGACAACAGCGUCCUGCAUCGGCUCAUCGCCGGGGUGAUGGCCAGCAAGGAGAUCAUUAUGGGCUUGUGCCUGCUGUCUCUAGUGCUCUCCAUGAUCCUGAUGGUUGUCAUCCGCUUCAUUUCCGCUGUGCUGGUGUGGAUCAUCACCGCCCUCGUGAUCUUGGGCUCCGUGGGGGGAACAGGGGUCCUGUGGUGGCUGUACGCGGAUCACAGAAAGAACCUGAAUGACACCAUGAACAAAGACGAGCUGGGGGUUGCCAAGGACAACGUGCAGGCCCUGCUGGUCUACGCCAUCGCUGCCACUGUGUUCACCGUGGUCCUGCUGCUGCUGAUGUUCUUCAUGCGGAAGCGUGUGGCGCUCACCAUCGCGCUGUUCCACGUGGCGGGGAAGGUGUUCACUCACCUGCCCCUGCUGGUGCUGCAGCCGUUCUGGACCUUCCUGGCCCUCAUGCUCUUCUGGGUCUACUGGCUCACCGUGCUGCUCUUCCUGGGCACUGCAGGCAGUCCGGUGCAGAACCCGGAUACGGGCCUGGUGGAGUUCCGCAUGUCCGGUCCGCUGCAGUACAUGACCUGGUACCACGCAGUGGGGCUGAUCUGGAUCAGCGAGUUCCUGCUGGCCUGCCAGCAGAUGACCAUCGCCGGCGCCGUCGUCACCUACUACUUCACCAGGGACAAGUCUAACCUGCCGCUGACCCCCAUCGUCUCCUCGGGGUUGCGGCUGGCGCGGUACCACCUGGGCACGGUGGCCAAGGGCUCCUUCAUCAUCACCCUGGUGGAGAUCCCCCGCCUCAUCCUCAUGUACAUCCACAACCAGCUCAAGGGCCGGGAAAACGCGUGUGCGAGGUGCAUGCUGAAAGCCUGCAUCUGCUGCCUGUGGUGUCUGGAGAAGUGCCUGAGGUACCUGAAUCAGAACGCGUACGCUGCGACUGCCAUUAACAGCACUAGCUUCUGCACAUCGGCGCGGGACGCCUUCGUCAUCCUGGUGGAGAACGCCCUGCGAGUGGCGGCCAUUAACACUGUGGGCGACUUCGUGCUGUUCCUGGGCAAGGUGCUGAUCGUGUCCUGCACGGCGUUUGCGGGGGUCCUGGCGCUGAACUACCAGCGGGACUACACGGUGUGGGUGCUGCCCCUCCUCAUCGUCUGCCUCUUCGCCUUCCUGGUGGCCCACUGCUUCCUGUCCAUCUACGAGAUCGUGGUGGACGUCCUCUUCCUCUGCUUCGCUGUCGACACCAAGUACAACGACGGCAGCUCUGGCAGGGAGUACUACAUGGACAAGGCCCUCAUGGAGUUUGUGGAGAACAGUAAGAAGGCGAUGCCUGCCCGUGGCCGGGAUGCAGGGGACGGCACAGAGAUGAAGCCCAUGGCUUCUGGUGGAAGUUAAGGUUGACCCAAAAUCGCCAAAUGAGGAGUUUCUAAAGACAUUCCAGAUGUUUAUUUUUUACCAACAUGUAAUAUGUUUACUAAGCUUUUGACUCCAGAGAACACUGAUAUUUUAAUACACUACGUAAUGAUGCACUUUAUACUAAAGCUGUGUGCGUAUUUGCCGCUGAUGCAUUUUCGUAGCGAUGGCCUUUUUAAAACUGAGUAAAAGGAAGGGGUCUCUGGUCUAGUGAAAUGCUGAAAUGUGUAGAAUCAAGACGAUUGCUGCGUUCCUUUGAAAAGCCAUUAUUGAUUCCAUUCAGAUGAAAACACCCAUCAAAUAUUUUUUCUUCACUUUUUGCAAGUUUGUAAGUCUUUAAACACUUUGUUUUUUUUUUAUCAGUUUCAGAAAGUUUGGGUGCUUUGUAAAAAUGUGUUUGUGUUUUCCUGCACCAUACCUGAAGGCAUAAAUGUGGUGCGUUAGGUCAUUUUGUAAUACUCUUUUCAUUUUUUUAUUUCAGUGGGUGGGUGUCUCUGUAUAUACUGAACUAUGCUUUAUUUUGAAUCAUUUUAAGACUUUUUAUCCACCAUCAGUUAUGAGCAACAUUUUAGUUUUGCAGUUUUUGAAAGUUUUUUUUUUGUAAUGUUGUGAAAUGUAAGGAGCCGCAUGCGGUUCACUGACGGGACUCCUGAGGAACGCGAGGGCGCGUCGGGCGCGAGGCACAGAUUUAGGCCCCUAAACUGCGUACCCUCCUGUUACCUAGCAAUAAGAACCUGAGAGAAUGUUCCGGAACUGCCCCUCAGGUGGGACACACAGCUACGGCAUUUGGCUGGAGGUGAGAUGACCCUCCCCGUCACAAAUGAUGUCCUGGUCUCUAGCCUGUGCGCUGGAGAAAUACUGAACUCGUAUAGAAAGCAGUGGAUAAUCGCGUUUCUGACAGAGGAAGGAGACUUUUGCCACGGUCCCUUAAGUUGGGUUGAGUCUUCUGCUUGCCUGCAGGUUUAACUCCAGUCCUGGAGGGGGGGCUGUGUCUGCAAGUUUAACUCCAGUCCAGGAGGGGUCGCUGUGUCUGCAGGUUUAACUCCAGUCCAGGAGGGGGCGCUGUGUCUGCAGGUUUAAGUGGAGUUUGCGUAGAGAUCCUCCAGCCUUUCGCUUUGCCUUAAUCCUGCUGUGCCUCCCCACAGCCGUGGAGGUGGUUUUUAAAUCCUGGGAUGCUUGCAUGUCACCCAGUCCAACUUGCCUUAAAACAUUCGAGAUAGAUUCACGUAUGAUUUAUUCGUUUCCUUCUGGGUCUGAAAGAUAUUGAAUGUAUCAGACCUUUAAAUUACUGGUGGUGCAUAAUUUAUGCAACCUUCUAUUACCUGAACUUUUUGUGACGCUGCCUUGUGACAGAUUGAGAGCAACUUUUUUUGUGAUUGUCGCGUUUUUUUUUGUUGUCAAAUUUAUUGCAGGUACUAAGAGAUUUAUCAUUAUUUUUUUGUGCUGGUCUACUACAAACUGAAAAACCUGUCCCGUGUACAUAUCGUCCCGCAGGAUCCUGGUGCACCUCGGCUCAGUCUGAGGUUACAUUCCAAGUUCUGCGUUACCGCGGCAACACGGAUGCACUCAGGAAGUGAGCAGGGUCGUAAAUGGCGAGGCCAGUUGUGAUUAGAUAUAAGUGCCACCGGCGGUUUGGUGAUGCCGCAGAACUCAAAGGAUGUGGCGGCCCGAAUGGGCAGGGGGAAACGAUUGGUCCCUCCAAAAAGAGGAAGAGAGAGAAAAAGAAGAGAUUGGGGGGUCACAGGAACAGAAAGAGCUGAAGCUUAGUGAGGCUCGCCUUAACUGGAGAUCCAAGGGCUGUGGUAUUCACUGGUCUUUGGAGAGCCACAUGGUGGUGUGUGGGUAGUUAUUUUUUGACCUUUAAAUCCAAAACCAAUUCAGACUCAAGGAGACAGGUGAGACAAAUUGAACUGCUAUCAACUGCUGAAUUUAUUAAUUGACUUCUGAGUGAAAAUGAAAACCAGCACCCCCUCUAGCUCUCCGAGGGUAAGUGCAAGUACCUCUGGUUCAGAGUUAUGCGAUGCCCAUUGUAGAGCACUAUGAAAUGGUUUCCUCCCCGAUUCUGACUUUUAAUGCUUCAUAUUGUGUGUUAUGUACUAGGUACAUUGGCAAUAAUAACAAACCAAAAUAUGUUUGAAAAUUAUUUUUUGUGCAGUUUGCUCAGAAUAAAAGCUUAACACGUUUACAUAAAGGGAAAAUAAUCAAUUUUAUGUGUUUAAGGGUGGUAUUGGUAGAUGGUAUUACAAGAUUUUGCUUUAUUGUCGUCUACGCCACAAUUUAAUUGCAUGAGUUUGAUUCCAUAUUUUAUAUGUAUACAUUUAAUAUUGUCAUUUAAUGUACUUAGAGAGCAUACUCUGACUUAAAACAUCGGUGCUAGUUUUUAUGACUUUGCACCUGUUAAUGACACUGUUGUAGCAAACCUUCAAAUGGCUUUAACAAUGAAAUCUCUUAAAAUGUUCUGCUUAAAUGCCACUAGUGUACUAUAAUAUCUGCUGCAAUUGUAAUUUAGAUUUUUAGGGUGUGUAUUUUUAAAGAACCAACAAGACAUGGAGAAAAUGUUUUCCUAUCAACGGAACAUGGCAUUAAACUGAUAAGACAAAGAUGACUAUAAACUUA